Molecule: messenger RNA, 405 nt
Organism: Blastomyces dermatitidis ER-3
Lineage: Eukaryota; Fungi; Ascomycota; Eurotiomycetes; Onygenales; Ajellomycetaceae
Product: ergosterol biosynthesis protein Erg28
Exons: 2
Coding region: 1-405 (134 amino acids)
Cellular component (GO): endoplasmic reticulum; membrane
Molecular function (GO): protein-macromolecule adaptor activity
Source: RefSeq, a predicted model, not a curated record
AUGUCUUCUCUCCUCUCCUACCUCCCGCAGCAUGAGGGCUUUCUCCCCAAAUGGCUCCUUUUCCUCGCCGUCGUCUCCACCUUAAACACCUCCCGCGCCCUCAUCAGCCCAACAUACACGGCCCUGCUAUACAAUAAUAGCCCAUUCAACGCACUGCAAUCGCGCACCUUUGGCACCUGGACCUUUAUUUCUGCUGUCGUCCGCGCGUACGCUGCCUUCCACAUCAACGAGCCUCACAUGUACGACCUGGCCAUGUGGACGUUUGGAACUGCCUUUGCGCACUUUGUGAGCGAAUGGUUGAUUUUCGGGAGCGCGAAGCCUAAGGGCCGGUUUUUAAACCCGCUGUGCGUCGCUAGUGGGACGCUGGCGUGGAUGGCGACGCAGAGGGGUUUCUAUUUGGGAUAG